This is a messenger RNA of Olea europaea var. sylvestris, 1604 nucleotides long. RefSeq lists its product as uncharacterized. The transcript is spliced from 2 exons. The coding region runs from base 148 to 1368 and encodes 406 amino acids. The record is from RefSeq and is a predicted model, not a curated record. Lineage: Eukaryota; Viridiplantae; Streptophyta; Magnoliopsida; Lamiales; Oleaceae.
CGCGUUUCCUUCUUUCAUUUUGCUCCAGUGCUCACUCUUGGAAAUUCUCUGCCGCUACUCAAUCUUCUAAUACAAAAUCCCCUGCUUCGCUUCCACUGAAACGGAUCUGGUCUCAGUCUUGGCACAUUGAUUUUGUUAAAAUCUCAAAUGUCAAAAGAUAGAAGGAUGAAUUCCUCAUCUUUUGACCAGUCUGGGGUAUCUCCUUGCGCUGGCAGCUCGAAGAUUUCUGAUUCUACCGAGUCAGAAAGAUAUUUGCCUCGUGUUGGUGAUGAAGCAGAAUGGGAAGAAGCUAGAUGCCCCAUUUGUAUGGAGCAUCCACACAAUGCUGUCUUAUUACUAUGUUCUUCCCACGAUAAAGGCUGUCGACCAUACAUGUGUGACACAAGUUCUCGACAUUCAAAUUGCUUUGGUCAGUUUCGCAAGUCAUCUAGUGCAUUAUCACCAACUCCACUAGUGGAAACUCCACAAGAAGAUGACUCAGCACUGAUGACCUCACCCCGCAGACACAUAGGGGACCAAACAUUAACUAGGCCGAUAAAUUUCCUCGAGGGACAGCAACAUGUUUUUAUCUGCCCCCUUUGCCGGGGACAGAUCACUGGAUGGCUUGCUAUGGAGCCUGCACGAAGGUUCAUGAACUCCAAACUGAGGAGUUGUUCUUUAGAAAAUUGUAACUUCAGUGGAAAUUAUUCCGAUCUAAGGAAGCAUGCCAAGCUUGAGCAUCCCUCUGUUCGGCCGUCAGAGACCAACACCCAGCGGCAAUCUGAAUGGAUGAGGUUGGAGCGACAAAGGGACCUUGAGGAUGCACUUAGUAUGUACCAGCCAGAUUUCGAAUAUGACAGGGGUGACUUGGACGAAUUGCCUAGCUGGGAUGAAUGGGGUGAAGAUGGUCUGGGGAGUGAUUGGAAUUUCUUUGACUUCCCAAGUGGACUGUUUGAUAACGAGGGUGAAUUGAAUGAAGAUAAUAAUAUAUUUACGGAUCUAGAGGUUGAGUUCUCUUUCUCAUUCCUUGAGCAUCCAGCUUUUCCUGAGAUAGAAGUGACCACAAGUAAUGACAGAGUACUUGACUGGAGACGGCUGAGUCUAAGGUCAAGUGAUCUCAGUGGAAACAGCUCAACAGGUUCAAGGUCUAGAUUAAAUUAUAAUAGGGAAAAUGUUCCCCCAAGUUCAAGAUCAAGUAAUAAUGAAGGAAAUACCCCGGCAAGUUCGAGGUCAACUUAUCUCAGGAGAUACACACCGACAAGAUCAAGGUCAAGGUUGGGGUCAAGGUCAAGUUAUAAUAGGGCAAACAGAACCCACGUGAGACCGAAUGCAUCAGGACGGCAAAUGGCUGGCUCUUCACAAUGGCGCCAGUCAAGUUGGAGAUCCUGAAGAUCACUAAAUCUGGUAUUUAUUUUACGGUGCUUCUGUUACUGUCAAUGAAAAUCUACCUAUAGUUUACAUUUUCUGUAUUAAACUCUUAAGAGCUUUCUCUAUGGUUGGUUUAGUUUUUGGUCCAUAAAGCCAAAUUGUAGCGUAACAAAUGUGUCACACCAGUCAAUAUAUUUUAAUUUGGAUAUUGUUAUUCUUAGAUGUUUUAAUGAUCAGAGAAAGAAUUUUAGUGCGAA